This is a messenger RNA of Abrus precatorius (Indian licorice), 1212 nucleotides long. RefSeq names its product protein DOG1-like 4. The transcript has a single exon. Gene Ontology annotation, biological process: DNA-templated transcription. The coding region runs from base 488 to 1192 and encodes 234 amino acids. Gene Ontology annotation, molecular function: sequence-specific DNA binding. The record is from RefSeq and is a predicted model, not a curated record. Lineage: Eukaryota; Viridiplantae; Streptophyta; Magnoliopsida; Fabales; Fabaceae.
AUACAAAAUUUAAGUUAAAAUUUAAGAUAACAUAAAUUACAAAAUAUUCGUGAGUUCUAAUACUUUUGAUAUUGUUUUUUUUUUUACAUUAUCUUUAUAAAACGCCAAAUCAAGUAAUAAAGAGAAAAAAGAUAAUAAGUAAGUAGAACUUGAUGUUGAACGAGUAGAAAGAUGUGUGAAGUAAACAAAUAUUAGUGAAGCAGUUUGAUAUGGCAAAAUUUCUUAGCUCCCGCGUCUUUCUGUAUUCUCCAAAAGCACCAAAAACAACGCCUCCAACACCCUGCACUGACGAGAGACACAAAACACACUCUUUGACUGCCACCGCCAUUGCCAACACACGCCCACUUCACCACUCUCAUCCUCGUACCUCUCAAAAAACGAAUGCCACAAUCCUUAACUUACCUCCUAAGAAAAUCAAACUAUAAAUAACCUCUUUCUCUAAUCUCAAACCCACCACUCCACACACUGAUCCAACCAAAAUAACAGAAUGACAACAUCCCCAAACACGCCCCAACAAAACGUUCAGCAAUCGUUCGAAGCCUUCUACCAGAAGUGGCUUUCAAGUCAAGAGAAUUUACUAGAACGGCUUCUCACGGUGUCCGCAAUGCCCGAUUCAGCCGCCGAAGUAGAGCGCCGGAGCAGGCUAAUCGAAGAGGUGAUGUGUCAUUACCGGCAAUACUUGGAAGAGAAAUCGAAGGUGGCGUCCGUGGACGUGUUCCUUCUAUUUUCCCCGACGUGGCUUUCUGCGUACGAAGGAGCUUUGCUAUGGAUUGGGGAUUACAAGCCUUCGCUGAUUCUCCGUCUGGUAGACGGCGCCGUGGAGGGUUUAACGGCGGAGCAGAGGGAGAGGGUGGAGCGAAUGAGGGAAGAGACGAAGAGAGCGGAGAGAGAGGUGUCGGAGGCAAUGGCAAGUGUUCAAGAGAGCAUGGCGAGUCCGCGCGUGGUAGGACUGGUGAGGGUGUUGGACGGAGAGAUAACGGAGUUGGAAUCAGCGAUUGAGGGGCUGAAGAGGGCACUGGUGAGGGUUUGGAAGAGAGCGGAUGAGCUUCGUGCGUCCACGGUGAGGAAGGUGGUGGGGAUUCUGAGUCCGCCGCAGACGGUGCAGUUUCUGGCGGCGACGAUGCUCUUUCAGAUGAGGGUACGGAAGUGGGGUUUGCAGAGAGACGAGGUCGACGGGGGACCCUCCUCUUGAAAUCUAAAUCCCCAAAAUCA